GCUACAUGUACAUUGGCUGGGCUAUAUGUCCCGCCAAUAUACAAUUCAAGGAUCUAUUCGUUGCCAGAGAAAGUCUCAAUGGUACACUCAUCCUGGCAUAUCAAAAAGGACAAGCUUUUCAUGCUGUUGCAUACAUUACCCUCACCUACGAACGAAGUGGAACUUAUCUAAUCGAGACGGAUGAAAGUGGUCGCGUGGAAAUGCUCUUGUAAACUCCUCAACGAAGCGAUAUCUUGUCAGCUCAUUAUAGUACAGGUGAUGGAAUAUUUCAAGGUGUCAUUCCUCUGAAAAGGGAACAGCUUGGUCCGGUGCUUGGCCUUGCUUAAGGGACAAAGAUACUCUCGAACUUUUUGAAGAAUUUCUUUGGUGUUCUAAGUAUGAAUUAGUCUAUCCUCCUCAUUUGUGCUCUUGCAAUUGCUCUA
Molecule: messenger RNA, 422 nt
Organism: Hyaloscypha bicolor E
Lineage: Eukaryota; Fungi; Ascomycota; Leotiomycetes; Helotiales; Hyaloscyphaceae
Exons: 1
Coding region: 6-212 (68 amino acids)
Source: RefSeq, a predicted model, not a curated record